CAUCGUGCUGAUAGGUCGUCGGGAGCGGCAACUCCGUUCUUCAGGAUUCCUCUAGUUUGAGUUGAAGGGAAGCGAGUAACUCCGCCUUCCACGCGUUCACUUCUCUCUCCUCUCCUCCUCUCGGGCGCGCGGCGGUGACGGACGGGCGGUGGACGCCUUGCGGACUCGAGCCGUGAGACGGAGGAGGAAGGCUGCAGUUUUUAACCUCUGAUCAGAUCCUACCACUCUCCUGACGACAUGGGGGAAGUCAGCCUGCCGCGACACAUGUUCCUGUGGAGCAUGGCCGUUAUCUACAUGACAGCGUUUGCGUCCCUGUACGUCCAGAUUGCGGGUCUCUUCGGUAACCAUGGGGUCCUACCUGUACGUCAGAUGGAGCCGGAUGUGGCGAGGGACAAGCCGGCGUAUGAGCAGUUUCAGGCGUCCCCCUCCCUGGUCUGGCUGCUCCUGGGCUCGGAGUGGGGCCCAAAGCUGGAUGGCCAGCAGCUGAUGGAGCUGCUUUGUCUGCUAGGGGCCCUGCUGGCCCUGGCAGCAGCCGUCCUGACGGCCCUCAGAGACAGUCUGGUCUUCCUGAUCCUCUGGAUCCUCUACCUCUCUCUCUGCCAGGUAGGGCGAGACUUCCUCAGCUUCCCGUGGGAUAGUUUGCUGCUGGAGGCUGGCUUUGUAACCGUCUUUAUUGCUCCUCUCAACCUCCUCCGUUGGCGGUCCUCCUUUCGCCACCAUGAUGCUGUGACCUUCUGGCUGGCCCGCUGGCUCCUGUUCCGCCUCACCUUUGGCUCGGGGGUGGCAAAGCUGGCAAGCCACAGUCCCUCUUGGUGGAAUCUUACUGCUGUGAGUCAAAUGCUGCAGACUCAGGGAAGCCCCACCCCCCUGGCCUGGUUUGCCCACCAGUUACCAGACUGGAUCCUGAGACUGGCCACUGUGGGGAUUCUGGUCUCGGAGAUCGUUGUGCCUGUCCUCUACUUCGUCCCUAUCCGCUGCCUGCGACUGGGAGCGUUCUACAUACAGCUGGUGUACCAAGGCGUGUCCAUGUUGACCGGCAACUUGACCGUCCUGAACCUGCUGUCUGUGGCGCUGAGCUUCUCUUUGUUGGAUGAUGAGCAGGUCAGCUCCUGGUUGGGUCACUCCAAGAAGAAGAGAGCCAAGAUGUCGGUCUUGACUCUGCUGGUGGAGUUGGCUGUUUAUGUCCUCAUCAUCUACUGCACCGUGCUGCUUUUUAAACUGGAAAUCAACUGGGAGGCCAAGAUCAUAUCCUCCAAAACUGCGUUUUCUCCACAGCAGUUUGAUGAGCUGAUGAAGAUGGCGAUGGGGCCUAGUGUCUGGAUGGGAGUGCUUUCUCUCACCUGGGAGCUUGUGGCUUCCAUUCUUGGAUGCAUCUGUGUGAGAGGAUGCUUCUGGAAACUGUUGGCUGUUGUCCAGUGGGUAAUCUUUGGUACUGCAGCAGUGGCAGUAUUCACCCUCACUUUGGUCCCGUAUACCUCUGUGGAGCAGGGCUACAGCAGUAAGGUUCUCCCAGAGGUGAGGAAGGCUCACAGCUUGAUGGAACGCUACAGGCUGGUCAGCAGCUACGCCCUUGACAGCGCUGUCGGCAAAGAUGAUGGACGGCCUGAGCUGGUCCUUGAGGGAAGCAUGGACAAAACCACCUGGACGGAAAUUGAAUUGAUGUAUAAGCCGGGAAAUGUGGAUGUGGCACCUCCGGUGGUAGCCCCCUACCAGGCACGACUGGACUGGCAGAUGUGGCGAGCAGCUCAGGGACAAGCCAAACACAGCCCCUGGUUCCCCGAGCUCAUUCACCACUUGCUGCAGGGGGAAAAAGACGUGGAAAGGCUGCUCCAGAUGGACCAAGCCCGGUACCCCUUUAAUAAAACCCCUCCAAAAUACCUCCGAGUAAACCUGUUCAAGUACUGGUUCACCAAGCAAGACGAGAACGGGGCAGCGCCGCAAACGCAGUGGUGGAGGAGGGUCUUUGUAGAGGAGUUCUACCCCACAAUGCAUCUGGGUGACCCUAAAUUGGAGGAGAUGUUGAAGAAACAUGGACUGAAGGAGAAAGCCGCCGUGCAGCCCAGCCAUGACUGUCUGAUGGCCCGGGCCUUAAAGCAAGUGAGAGACCACGUUCAGACUGUACAUGGGCCUCUACUGAACUGGUCCCUCCUGGCCACCGUGGCCACCAUCUGCCUCCUCAGGUCCAUGCUGUUUAGGGGCCUGGGCAGGCGAAGGACCAAAUCCCCUCCAGUGGAAACAAAGGCCAAGAGGCCAAAGGAGCAAGCCUCAUCCUCGGUAAACAAGACGCCGGGCUCGAACCUCAAAGUCAACAAGGAGAACUCUGAGGAGGCCAGACAACAUUCCGACCGGAGCCCCAGGAAGAGAAAGUGAUGUUUUGGCGCUUUUUUUUUUUACAUGGCUGUUGUGAAAUUGCAUGAUACAGUAUAAGCAUGUCUCAGGAUGGAUAUCGUAGAUUGAAAUCUCAGGUUUGUUUUUUUUACAUACGUAUGUAAAUUGUCAAACAGCCCUCUUAUGCUGCUUUUACAAAUUUUGCGACCGAUGCUGUGUCCUUACGUUAAGUUAGCUAGCUUUACCGACUAUACAGAAUGUGUACCGCACCCUUUCACCACAUUCACAUGCCGAUUCAAAGCGCUUUAUUUUAGUUUUACCUCUUACUUACUGUGUAGAUGUCCGUCUUCUUCUCUUAUCUCCUUUGCCUGUUCCUUAGUUUAGAUGCACUUGUGUUUUAACAAACGAGAACUUGAUCGUUUUCAAUUAUGUCAAGAGGUCAAAUAACUUCACAAUCGUGCCACGAUGAGCUUGACUAUGCCACAUAGCUGCAUUGAUACCAAUGGCUACACAAGGAAGGCUAAUCUGACCGUAACCUCUGAUCAGUUGUGGUCAGGCAUGGGUCAGAUGUGGAGGGGGACCUGCCGGGGGUCAGAUGUGGAGGGGGACCUGCCGGGGGUCAGAUGUGGAGAGGGACCUGCCGGGGGUCAGAUGUGGACAGGGACCUGCCGGGGGUCAGAUGUGGAGAGGGACCUGCUGGAGGGCAUUGGUACAUCUUGAAUGUUAACGGCAGCCUCGUUCAUUUAAAAAUGAGGUUCGGUUUUAUUUGUUUCUUAUUGGAAUUUAAUACUUUGAGAUUUUUGUUGUAAUGGAAAAGAAUACUGUUCAGACCAGAAGCUCUCAAGUAAUCCCGGAUACAAAACACUGGGUUAAUUAAUUGCGUACCAUUAACCAUGGUUAUAUGAAGAUAAAUCAUCUUCAGUUGUUUUAAACCAUUCCAAAGUCACCAGAUGGGAGUGACCUGCCUUCUAAUUUCUUCAACUUUCACCUUUUGAAUCAUGUGUUUCUCUUUGGUGCAAAAUUAUGUUUACCUGUCAAGUUGUCUGACCAUUGAACAGCAAUAUUUUCAGCCUUUUACUGUAAUAAAAGUCAUGCCGAAA
Molecule: messenger RNA, 3428 nt
Organism: Lampris incognitus (smalleye Pacific opah)
Lineage: Eukaryota; Metazoa; Chordata; Actinopteri; Lampriformes; Lampridae
Product: lipase maturation factor 2-like
Exons: 13
Coding region: 238-2370 (710 amino acids)
Biological process (GO): protein maturation
Cellular component (GO): endoplasmic reticulum membrane
Source: RefSeq, a predicted model, not a curated record